GUUUAUUUUUUUAUUUUCACUUCAAUAUUCAAUCGAGCAAUUAAAUUAUUUUAAGUUUCUCGUUAAUUAAAAUAAAAUACACCUGUUGGACAUUGAAUUUAAAUACUCUUCCUGUAAGCUGAGACCAUGGCGGCCAUUCGAAAAAAACUCGUCAUCGUUGGUGACGGUGCCUGCGGAAAAACUUGUCUGCUCAUUGUGUUUUCCAAAGAUCAAUUCCCAGAAGUUUAUGUACCUACCGUAUUUGAGAACUAUGUAGCUGAUAUAGAAGUAGAUGGCAAACAAGUAGAACUAGCACUGUGGGAUACAGCAGGUCAAGAAGAUUAUGAUAGACUAAGACCAUUGUCCUAUCCUGACACGGAUGUUAUCCUCAUGUGUUUCUCCAUAGAUUCACCAGAUUCAUUAGAGAAUAUCCCAGAGAAAUGGACACCGGAAGUGAAACAUUUCUGUCCUAAUGUGCCGAUUAUAUUGGUUGGUAACAAAAAAGACUUGCGUAAUGAUCCAAAUACUAUUCGCGAGUUGAGCAAAAUGAAACAAGAGCCCGUGAGGCCAGAAGAGGGGCGAGCAAUGGCCGAAAAGAUAAAUGCAUUUGCUUAUUUGGAAUGUUCAGCUAAAAGUAAGGAGGGUGUCCGUGAAGUAUUUGAAACUUCAACUAGAGCAGCUUUACAGGUUAAAAAGAAAAAGAAGGGGCGAUGCCGUCUACUUUAAAUUAAUAGAAAUCAUACAUAAAAAUUAAUAACAUAAAUUGCCAUGGUUUUAUUUUUAAUUUAAGUUCUAUUCUCGCGUUUCAGUCUUCCGGGUUUUAGCCAAGCAUAUAUUUCAAGAAAACUUUUUUUUGUUUAUAUACAUAUAGGAAGGAGAUAAGGUUACUUAAUUGUCAAUUUCAAUUCUCAUCUAUAAAUAUUGUUUUUCUUUUUGUUAAGAUAUUUAUAUUUAUAUAUAUAUUUUUUUUUACAGCUCUUCUGACCCAUAAUAUACUAUAAACAUGACUCCCUAGAACUGUGUUAACCUUUGAUGGUUACCAACAUUUAACACCAAAUAUUUAUUAUUGAAAUGACUCGAAAUGAAAUAUUAAUCUUACAAUCAAUAAUCAUAUAUAAUCUUGUGUAGGAAUUAAAUUUUUGUAGAAUUAGAUUAAAUUG
Acyrthosiphon pisum (pea aphid) is the source of this 1139-nucleotide messenger RNA. RefSeq names its product transforming protein Rho-like. Gene Ontology annotation, molecular function: GTPase activity; GTP binding. Gene Ontology annotation, biological process: small GTPase-mediated signal transduction. Lineage: Eukaryota; Metazoa; Arthropoda; Insecta; Hemiptera; Aphididae. The record is from RefSeq and is marked provisional.